Racocetra fulgida is the source of this 210-nucleotide messenger RNA. The record is from the annotation of a GenBank genome assembly. Lineage: Eukaryota; Fungi; Glomeromycota; Glomeromycetes; Diversisporales; Gigasporaceae.
AUGAUAUCAUCAUUAUUUACAAUUCGUCCAAAUUUCAUUUUUGAUAAAGCUAUAAAUUGGUUUCCAGGUCAUAUGGCCAAAGGAUUAAGAGUAAUUUCAGAAAGAUUAUCAAGUAUAGAUGUAAUUGUUGAAUUUGAAGAUAUAGCAAAGUUAAAAGAGCGAAUUAUAGUUUAUAAUAAAGCGGAUUUAGCUGAUGAAAAUGAUCAAACG